Molecule: messenger RNA, 1300 nt
Organism: Phoenix dactylifera (date palm)
Lineage: Eukaryota; Viridiplantae; Streptophyta; Magnoliopsida; Arecales; Arecaceae
Product: annexin Gh1-like
Biological process (GO): response to heat; response to salt stress; response to cold
Cellular component (GO): cytoplasm; plasma membrane
Molecular function (GO): calcium-dependent phospholipid binding; calcium ion binding; phosphatidylserine binding
Source: RefSeq, a predicted model, not a curated record
CUAAACCUUUCUUCUUCCCUCUUCAAAGCCUCGUCUCCUCCUCUCCAUUCCCUUCGUCUCUUCCUCUCUCGAGAUCGCUUCGUCUCUCGAGCUCAGCGAUGGCAUCUCUCAAGGUUCCGGCUACCGUCCCUUCUCCAUCGGAGGACGCUGAGCAGCUCCGCAAGGCCUUUGAAGGUUGGGGCACCAAUGAGGGGCUCAUCAUCUCCAUCCUCGGCCACCGCAGCGCCGCCCAGCGCCGCGCCAUCCGGCAGGCGUACCGCCAGUCCUACAAUGAGGAACUCCUCAAGGCCCUCGACGGCGAGAUCUCCGGCGACUUCGAGAGGGCAGUGCUUCUGUGGACGCUGGAUCCGGCGGAGAGGGACGCGUGGCUGGCGAACGAGGCGGUGAGGAAGUGGCGCCCCGAGAACCGGGUGUUGAUCGAGAUAGCCUGUGCGAGGAGUUCCGGAGAGCUGUUUGCAGUGAGGCAGGCGUACCAUGCGCGAUUUAAGAGAUCACUUGAGGAGGAUGUGGCGGCCCACACCACUGGGGAUUUCCGUAAGCUUUUGGUGCCACUUGUAAGUGCCUACCGCUAUGAAGGAGAAGAGAUCAACUUAACAUUGGCGAAAUCAGAGGCUAGGAUGCUGCAUGAGAAGAUCUCUGAUAAGGCCUACAACCAUGAAGAGCUUAUCAGGAUCCUUACUACAAGGAGCAAAGCACAACUGAUUAAAACAUUUAACCACUACAAUGAUGAGUUUGGUAAGCCAGUGAACAAGGAUUUGAAAUCUGAUCCCAAGGAUGACUUCCUGGCUGCUCUGCGGGCCACCAUUCGUUGCAUUUGCUGUCCUGAAAGAUACUUUGAGAAGGUCAUUAGGUUGGCCAUAAAUGGGCUGGGAACAGAUGAGAAUGCUCUUACUCGAGUCAUAACUAUUCGUGCUGAGGUGGACUUGAAAGUGAUCGCAGAGGUUUACCAGAAGAGAAACAGCAUGCCACUUGAGCGUGCAAUUAAAGGCGACACUUCUGGAGAUUACGAGGCAAUGCUUCUUGCACUGCUAGGGCAGGAAGCUUGAGGAGCUUGCUCCCUUUGGUGUCGUCUCCUUUGAAUGAGAAUAAAAUCCUGGUGUAGCUGAAGGCAUGUUCGGGUGUGGAUAGUCUCUCAGUUUGUGCUGUAGUAAAUUGUGAGUGUCAGGUCGUUUCCCUGUUUUGUGUGUGCUAUGUUAAUGUAUGUGGGUUUUUCCCUUCAUCAACAUCUGUGCUGUAGGGAAUUUCGCCCUUCUUUUACCCUUGGUAUGUCUACUUUCUGAAUAUCGUGGAGUUCUCUUUA